CGGCCGCCCCGCAGCCCUGCCCGGGUCCGCCCGCCUGCCCAGCACCCCUGAGCAGCGGCUCCUGGGCAGCGCCGGCACCGCCUCGCGGGGGGAAACAGAGGCAGCGAGGAGAGAGGAGGGCGGCAAACAGCUCUGGGUUACUGAAACCAGUACGGGAGCUGCCAGGACAAACGGAGCUUUAGCCAAAAAUAGCUCGUUCAGGGUUAGGCUUUUUUUUUUUUUUUUUUUUUUUGUCUUUCUUGUAGUCGAGCAGCCGGGAGCGGUGCCCCCAGCACAGCGCACAGCCACCCUGCCGGCCGGAGGGGCAGCGGAGCAGCCACGGCAGGAUGUACCAGGGACACAUGCAGGCAGUAGGUGAAACCUUGAAGAAAAAGUGGCUCUGUCUUCAAAAAAGUGACCUGACCUUUGCUUUGGGCAAAGGCGCUAGGGCGGCCGAUAAGGCUGUGGCCAUGGUGAUGAAGGAGAUUCCGAGGGAGGAGUCUGCAGAAGAAAAGCCCCUCCUCACUGUGGCAUCCCAGCUGGUGAAUGAGCAACAGGAGAGCAGACCCCUCCUGAGCCCCUCCAUUGAUGACUUUCUCUGUGAAACUAAGCCAGAAGCUGUUGCAAGGCCUGUAACAUCGAAUACUGCAGUAUUAUCAACAGGUCUGGAUCUCUUGGAUCUUAGUGAACCUGUCUUACAAACCCAAAACAAAGCAAAGAAAUCAGAGAAUCCUUCAAGAAGUGAAGGCUUAAAAGCUUCAGCCCACAGAAAGAAGACAGAGAAUCCUGACCUGAUCAGUGUGGAUUCUGAGCAGAAAGUCCAGGCUGUCAGAGUUGCAGACAAGUCUUCUCUAGAUUUAGUUGAUAUUCAGACACAGAUAGAGAAAUGGGAUGAUGUCAGUUUUCAUGGAGACAGGAGUAGCAAGGUCCACCCUUCUGCAGAGCGAACAUCAUCAUCAUCCAGAGCUCCAUCAAAAGAGAUUUUAUGGUCCACAGAAAACAGAUCACAGUCUGAGCUGACUAAUGUCAAGAGUGCCUUGGACUCUGAUUCAGCAUCAGAAUUAGAACUUGCACCUGCAAUACAGGUGGGGGAGCAGUGUGGUCACAGGACUUUUUCCUGCUGGAAAAGGAACUCUAAUACGGAGGGCUCUGGGCUAAAGGCACGGUCAAGUAAGGAGCAGCGUUGGGGAACUCCUCUUCUCUCCAGAAAUCACUCCUUGGAGGAGGAAUUUGAAAGGGCAAAGGCAGCUGUUGAGUCUGACACAGAGUUUUGGGAUAAAAUGCAAGCAGAAUGGGAAGAAAUGGCUCGCAGAAACUGGAUUUCAGAGAACCAGGAAGCACCAGGGCAAGUCACUAUAUCAACCAUUGAAAAGGGUUAUUAUUUCCACACUGACAAUCCCUUCAAAGACUGGCCUGGUGCUUUUGAGGAAGGACUGAAGAAAAUGAAGGAAGGUGACCUGCCUGUUACAAUCUUAUACCUGGAGGCUGCAAUUCUCCAAGAGCCCAACGAUGCCGAGGCCUGGCAGUUCCUGGGUAUAACACAGGCAGAAAAUGAAAAUGAGCAGGCAGCCAUCGUGGCCCUCCAAAGGUGCUUGGAACUGCAGCCAAACAACCUGAAAGCUCUGAUGGCCCUGGCUGUGAGUUAUACCAACACUGGCCAUCAACAGGAAGCCUACCAAGCCCUGAGAAACUGGAUAAAGCAAAAUCCAAAAUACAAGUAUAUAGUGAGAAGCAAAAAAGGGUCCCCAGCACUUACCAGGAGGAUGUCUAAGACAGCAGAUGAAAGCUCUUUACUUGAAGAAGUAAAGGAUUUGUACCUGGAGGCUGCUCACCAGAAUGGUGAUAUGAUAGACCCUGACCUGCAGACAGGACUUGGGGUUCUUUUUCACCUGAAUGGAGAAUUUAACAGAGCAAUAGAUGCAUUUAGUGCUGCUUUAACGGUUCGACCAGAGGACUAUACAUUAUGGAACCGCCUUGGGGCAACCUUGGCAAACGGGGAUCGCAGUGAAGAAGCUGUGGAGGCCUACACACGAGCUUUGGAAAUACAACCUGGCUUCAUCAGGUCCAGAUACAACCUGGGGAUAAGCUGCAUCAACCUAGGGGCGUACAGAGAGGCUGUCAGCAAUUUCCUCACUGCUCUCAGUUUGCAAAGGAAGAGCAGAAAUCAACAGCAGGUUCCUCAUCCCGCUCUAUCAGGCAAUAUUUGGGCAGCACUUCGGAUUGCUCUGUCUAUGAUGGACCAGCCAGAACUAUUUCAAGCUGCCAACGUGGGUGAUCUAGACAUUCUCUUAAGAGCUUUUAAUCUAGAGCCCUAAUAAAAAGGAUUCAAAAAUUGAUUAAAUUGUGCUAGGAAACAGAGAACUUUUUUAUUACUCAUCCCCAAAUGACCACAUUUUCCAAAAGAUCAUGACUGUAGAUCGGUAGGGGAAUUCCUUCAGACAUUAUUCAUAAAGGAAAAGUUCAAAAGCACAAAAACAGUGUAAAUAAAUUCAAAAGGUUGAAAUGAGCUGUGGCUAAUCGGACAAAGCCCUGAACUAGAUGAAAUAGCAGUUUCUGAAGAAUCUUCAUCCCAUGCAAGCUAUAUCUCUCUGUGUACAUACAGCUGUAAAAAGAAAAGUAUCUUAAGAAGAAACCUAGAUAAUGGUUAUUGCACAUUAGAAUGGCAAGCAGUGCAUCCAAGGAACCUGCUUAAUAGCUCAUUGCACUAUGCUGACACCACUUUGCCCCACAGUGGGGAUUCCCUAUCCUUUGGUUUCUUUGACGAAAAAUCUUCUCAAGGUCCAUUUCAAACACAGCUCUGAAGGUAGAGGUAUGUAAAAAGGAUGUGUUUUGGUUUUAAUAUAUUUAUUAGCUGGCAAUCAAUUUUUUGCUACCAAAGGUACCUGGAUUAAUUUGGGCCCAGUUCUGCAGGCUCAUAAGCCAUGUGCAAUGUCAAGAGGAACAUAGUCCAUGGAGGGCUGUGGGAUGAGGCCAGGUACAUUUGGGGAAGCCAAGUGUUGCCAGCAGAAGAGACAAUUUGCUCUGGAAUUGUUACUGUUGAAACCAGCUGUCCUUGAUAUGGGACAGCCUGAUGGAGCUCGUGGCAGGGUCUGCACUUUUCUGUGUACUUAUGCACUUUAAUCUUUCUUCCUGUAAAAUAGUGCUAUGCUUUUAUUUUAGCCACCAACAAUGGAAUGUACAGGACAGCCUUGUUGGCAGAGAGGACCAAAUAUCAUUUCCUGAAAUGCAAUGAGAGGGUUUUCAAUAUUCUUAUGUUUAAAAAAUGCAAAUAGAGUAUAAACUGCAUUAACUAGAAAGAUUAUUAUAUGCAUCCAUCAGGUACUACACAUAUACAUGCAUGUGCAUGCACAUACAUGUUGUAUGCAAAUGUCAUUUCAGAACAUAACAAGCUACAGAUCUUCAUUGAAAAUGAAGAAAAAUAUUCAUAGGAGUUACUGCCUGCAGACCACUCUCAAGAGAGAACUUUCCCUAAAGAAACUGGUCUAUAUAAUGUUUGUAGGAUUGAGCCCAAGGCUUGAUCCUGCUUUCAUGGCAAACGACAGCAAAAGUCUCCACAACCUCCAUGAUACCAGAGAAAAUCCUUAGAUAACACCAGUAUGUGUUAGCUGCUUACAAAUGUGUAUACAAACACACUAUCUUCAUUUUCCCUGGCUGGAUGAAUGGGGAGCAGGGUUGGGGCAGUACCAAUCCCUGAUGAAUGGAUUGAUUCUGCUAUAAUAAAACAUUUAGCUCAGGAUGAAUGCGUCAAUCAAAGAAGGAAGAGAAAUUUUUAGGAGGUGAUUUUGAGUUGCUAGUAUUUUAAAUAUUUUUCCUGAAUAGUGAAAGAUAAAAAGUGUAAUUAGAUGUGUUGAUCUGUGGUCAGGAAUUCAAUGUGCAGAGUAGCUACUGGAAUGUGUUAAAGUGGGACAAAUAGCACAUUUCCUAUAAACAACAUUAGAAGAAAAUUCCAGCUCAGAGGGAUAAAAAAAGAAAUCCAACUGCACAGAUCACAGAGAAACAUGCUCUGUGGGAGUUGGACAGUUUCACCAGUACAAACCUAAAGUUUCUUGCAGCUGUCUGUUAUUUUGAGCCACCACUUAAAGGAAAAUUCCAUCUAAGACAGUGUAAUCACUGCAUCUAAUCACCAUCUAUAGGUUGUUAAAUAAAAAUAAUUGUCAUUAGAAAAAUAACAGGCUUGCCCCUCACUCUCCCACUGAAGAGAAAUGCCAAAAAACUACUAAAAUUUUUUGAGAGUUCUUUAUUGAUUCAUUGUUUACACAUAUAUUCCUGUUUAUCUAUCAGGUGUUUCAUAACUGAUUCCUGCAGCUUUCUCUAAGGAUGGGACUGCCUGGGAAUGUCACUUUAGCUAAGUGGGCUGCUGUAUGCAUAUCUGCUGACAACAGUUUGCUCUUUUGCUUUGACAGCGAUGUGUGAUGACAGCUCUUUAUUGAUAAGGCAGAGCAGAAGGUGCAGUGCAAUUGAAUCUGGGAAGUGAUAAGAGAGAAGGGAGGCAGCUUUGAGAAGAGGCUGUAAAGCAAAGGCAUAUGUGCUUAGAGUUUGCUUGAUGCCCUGCCAUCACACAAGUUCUUCUAGAAUAUCCUUUAUGCUGUAGUGUAGGAUAAUCAGUGCUUACCCAGAGGAAUUAGCUGUUCAGGGACUUUAUUUUUAUAUCUUUGAAAUUAACAACAAAAAAGAAGUACUUCUCAGAGUCAGAAUGACAAGGGAUAUUUGAUUCUCAUGGCAGUUCACUAAACAUCGCCUCCUGCCUGUGGAUGAGUAACACAGAAAUUAUUAGGAAAACGUUAUGCAAGUCCAAGCCUGUCCAGAAAGGACAGACUAAGUAGGUAGCUUUCAAUUUAUCCUGGGAUGCACUGCUCAAAACUACAUUUAUCUGCUGAUAUAUGUCCACACCCAUGGGACUGCCAUGAGUUGUGUGUAACCUUGAACAGGGCUGAACUCUGCCUUCCUAGGGGAGGCUCAGUCCCACCUGAGCUCUGCUGCACAGGACAUGGGCUACAAAGCCUGUCCAAAGAUGUGCAUGGCCUUGGAGACUAUCCCAGCUGCUCUCUCCUGUUGUAGGUAGCCUGUGGCCAGUUAACCAUGUGCCACUGCCAGAGGCACUGGGAAAGGCUGAAGCAGGGCAGAUGACAGGGGACAGUGGCACAUCUCACACACUUCUGGACAGGUCAGUGUGGGGGACUGGCUGAUAGGUCAGGCCCAGCAACUCCUGGGGCUUCUGGGCACUUCCUUAGGAUCUUGGGCUUUAUCAUUCUCCUUUAGCCCCCUCUGCAAGCACUGUCAGUGCAGCAGACAGGAUUAGCUACAGCUUUGAGCUGACCUCCUCUUGGCGUUCCUUAAAUAUUCAGGACAAGUUUGUAUAUUUGCCUGAAACAGCAAGAGGAAAAUGUGAGGAGGCUGCAGCAUAUUAACAACCUGAAUGGAAAAUUCAUCUACUUGUGCUUCUAACCAAGCAUGAGGUGGGAUAAAUAAGGCGGGUGCUGAACAGUAGCAGAUUGAGCCUGAGAGUGAGAGACAGCAAAUCUGGGUCCUGUUCUCAGCACUCCCUGGGAGCUCGACCAAGUCAAAGCCUCUGCCAUCCCUGCCCUGCCCAGGUGUGCAAGGAAGGAAGAUGGGAGCCAGCAUUCCUUGCACUACCAGGGGAGUAUCACUGUCUCACACUUCAGGGGCGAGGCCACCACUCCUCUGGGUAGGAAGGUAUCACAAACACAAAGUUGCUCAGGUCUAGGGACGCAUUUUCACAUACAGACUACUGCUUUCAGCAGAGGAGAGACUCAGAUGUUUCAGGAUGCUGUAGAGCAUCCAUGAGGUGAGGCCCAGUUAGAGUGCUGCAAUGGUGUAUCACCAUGUCCCACCCCUGUUUCCCUUUCUUGUUACUCCUCUCUUUUUCCAGAGGUGAUUUAUCACUGCCAGGAAACUGAUUCCAAGUUUUUGAAUUAUCUUUUUUUUCAAUUUUAUAUUUCAUGCAAUUAAAAGAAAACGUUUUCCUAACUCCAGCUUGGGACUGUCCUUGUCCUCUGCAAAGCUAUAGGAAUAGUUAUGACCUAGAAGCCUGAUCCAUCAAGCUACUGAACCCUGUAUGCCUGGAGCCUGCACAAGAGUGCUCAGCACUCUGCAUGAUCAGCUCACAUGCAGGAGUCACCUGGAGAGGGCUGGCUCUGGUACCACUGCACGUGCUGAACAGGCACUGGAAUCACAGGGCUUGUUCAGGGAGUGAGGCUUUGCCAUGAAGGCAAAAGGCUCAUUUCUGGCUGACCUCUUUAAACUGGAAUGAACACAGGAGCCUUGUGGCCACAGACUGGUUUAUGUCAGCUUGAAGAACUGAUUUGACUUUUAGGCACACACAUAAACAUAUCUGUAUCUAGUGGUAUUUUCUUAUGAUCUGACAAAUCACAGCACUUGUAAAAAAUGGAGAGGUUCAAAUGACACAAAACCUCAUAGGACAAUAUUGCAUGCAACUACAUUAACCAGUAACCACUAUGCAAUGUUAACCCUGAGCAUGCAGCAAUGCUACCUGAGCAUGGGUUUAGAGAAUGCAUGCAGAAGGCUCACACAUAGGGCAUUUUUAAACUAUUGAUUCAUAUCAUCUGUGGAACACUUUGCAAGUCCUUUGCACCUGCCAGAUUCAAAUCUGAGUUGUUCAUGUUAUCUGGAACAGACUACACCAAACACAGAGCCCUUUUAAAAUCCCAUCCUUAGAAUCCACUUUGUAUUAUGGGUUUCAUGUUUGCUCCAAGUGUUUAAUUAAUAACAGACAUCUGUAUAACAGCUUUUGCAGACAUGUUUUAGUACCCUCUCAAGAAUUAAAAAGCUAAAUCUGCACAGCUUUCACAGCAAAUCUGGGUUGUUUGGAUUUUCACAUCUCCAUCUCUAGUGUCAACCACAGAAGAGCCAGGUAUCCUAGGAACAUCCACAGAGCACAGGCCUCCAUGGCAGAAAUAACAACUGCUGUCCUUACUGGCACAGCCAAAGCCUGAGGCCUAAAUCAUUGUCUGUUGGAGCCAGUGAGAAAUGGAGCACAGCAUAAAUUGGUUGUAGAUCUCUUUUGCCCAAACUUGCAUCUGCACAAUGAGACAUAUUAGUUAUUUUCGCAUGAAUUACCUGCACAGUUGAAAAAAAUGUGAUUUCUGGUCACCAGUGUUGUCAGCUUAGCAGUCUGUACAGUGAAUUUAUGUAAUAAAUGUUAAUAAUAUACCAAGUAUUCACAAAAGUGGUAAGACAAAAUGCACUGCACGUUGUGAAAAAAAAAAAAAAAACGGUGGAUAUGCAAUACAGUACUAUCUACUAUUCAAAUCUUACCUAGGCUAGAAUCAGAUUCCUUCAUUAUGGUCCUACUGAUUUUUGGACUGCUGAAAUAAAUCAGAAAACAGGAGUGCCAUGCAUGAAGAGAUCACUGAAACUUUGAACAAAUGUAGGCAAAACGAGAAACAGGAAUGUCAUGGAAUCCAUGGGAAGUUUCAGAGCCUCAGCCCACAAAGUAGCAGGCAUUAGGCAAGGUAAAGAGACAGAAGGAAUCUAAAUUUUCCUAAAAUAUGCUGUAACUUUACAAAUGCUUGCAAUAUGUGACAGCCCAUUGAGCAAGCUUGCAUGGUCAAGACUUGAUGUGCUUUGAUCUCUUUUCCCCUUCUACAUUUACAGAAUGCCAUCGACAUUGGCUAAACUUUUAAUUUAAAUAGCCUUUUUAAUAUCAGUAAGCUAUUGUAAAUUCAGAAAAAUAAAAAAAUUUAUAAAUAUAUUUUAUAUAUCAGAGUAUAACAUAUCUAGAGUAAAAUAAAACUAUAUAGUUUUGAGAGGCAUUCUGUGUGGCUUCUUCUAUAUGCUGUAAACUGUUUGAAAACCUUUGCAAUCUUGCAUCAGUUCUUUUGGCUUUAUUUUUAAGCCAACGUAGAGGAAAGAAGUGAUGACAGGGUUGGCAGAUCCUUUCACCAGGGCCAUCUGAAGAGCCCUGCUGCUGCACAACUCUCCCAGUGCUCCCGGAGCUCCUGGUGCCCGUGGGGAAGUGCAGGGACAGGGCUCAGCAGCGCUGCCGAGGUGGGAGCUCAGCCCGACACCUGAAUGUUUACAUUCCCUCACAAAGGCUCGUACUGACCCAGAUUCAGAAUCUGAAUGUAAGAACAUACGGGGUAAAAAAGGUCAGUUUCUUACUACAGGUAACCCUGCCUCUGUAUGCUUAGUGCAUUAUCAGCUGUGUAUAAUAUUAAACACAGACCUAUAGUUUACUGAUGCUUUAAUUUGGUGUUUCCCUGCACUGCUGUUUAAAAUAAUCUAUAUUUCCUCAAAAACGAAUGAUGUGCAUACUGGAUGUGUUAAAUUUAUUAAGGUCAUAGAUGACUAUUUGCAGAGCACCACACUUAAUGUAGUAUUUUUGUACUGUAAUGGAAGCAUGCCUUCCUUGGGUUCUUUUCCACAUAUUAAAUUGUAUUUAUUUACCUGUAUUUAUAACUGUGCAAUUUUUAAAUAUGUUUUAAAAAUAAACUUUGUCUGUGGCUUCAAA
Molecule: messenger RNA, 8470 nt
Organism: Parus major (Great Tit)
Lineage: Eukaryota; Metazoa; Chordata; Aves; Passeriformes; Paridae
Gene: PEX5L
Product: peroxisomal biogenesis factor 5 like
Exons: 16
Coding region: 327-2294 (655 amino acids)
Biological process (GO): protein import into peroxisome matrix, docking
Cellular component (GO): peroxisomal membrane; cytosol
Molecular function (GO): protein binding
Source: RefSeq, a predicted model, not a curated record